Poecilia latipinna (sailfin molly) is the source of this 3061-nucleotide messenger RNA. RefSeq names its product synaptic vesicle glycoprotein 2B-like. The coding region runs from base 516 to 2582 and encodes 688 amino acids. Gene Ontology annotation, biological process: chemical synaptic transmission; transmembrane transport. Gene Ontology annotation, cellular component: neuron projection; synaptic vesicle membrane. Gene Ontology annotation, molecular function: transmembrane transporter activity. NCBI's taxonomy places the organism in Eukaryota, Metazoa, Chordata, Actinopteri, Cyprinodontiformes, Poeciliidae. The record is from RefSeq and is a predicted model, not a curated record. The transcript has 15 exons.
CGUAGCACGCUCCAGCUCAUCUCGGUUCUCUCAGGAGGACUGAACCACUGAGGGCGUGGCAGGGUGGAGGGGUGGGGGGUCGUGCUAGCAGGGAGGAGCGCUGCAGUGAAACUGGGAAAGGCUGGCAUCUUCCUCCCUCAGUCCUGCCUCAGCGUGGGAUGCUCUCUGCAAAGUCCACGGCAGAUUUUUCAUUUCCUGAAAACAACACCACCAAAAAAACCCCAAAACAAACGGAUAUACUUCAAGAUUAUUUGUCCUGGGUCAAACUAAUGAAGACUCCAGAUUGGAUUUUUGAUUUUCCUCCCACAAUACAUGACUGCAGCGACUUUGACUUUCUACUUUCAACCAAAUAAUAAAACAAGCAAAUGAUGAGAGAUCUCUAUAGGAUUUAGUUUUUGGUCACCAAACAGUGCAAACAAGUGUUAUAACACACGUCCAUUGUGUUAUCUUUCUGCUAGAAGAGACAGGAAACUCGCCUUUUAGUUCCCCCAUUAUUAAAUGCUGAUAUAGCUGAAAUGGCGGACCAUUACCAGAACAACGUGUACCACCAGGGAGGCGGGGACAGCUAUGGGACUUACGGAGAAGGCGGCGGUCCUGACGGCUACGGCUACCAGGCGGAUUAUCCUCCUCAGGAAGAGGACGCAGCGAGCGACGUGACGGAGGGACACGACGAUGAAGAUCAGAUGUACGAAGGAGAAUACCAGGGGAUUCCACAUCCUGAUGAGGUGAAGGCCGCACAGAGAGCCGCACGGGAGAAGUCCAGAGAAGGCGGCAGCGCUGCGUCUGAGCUAGAGGAGUUAUCGGAGCAGUAUGAGGACAUCAUGCAGGACUGCGGCCACGGGAAGUUCCAGUGGAUGCUCUUCAUGGUGCUGGGUCUGGCUCUCAUGGCCGACGGAGUCGAAUGCUACGUGGUGGCGUUCGCUCUGCCGUCAGCCGAGAAGGACCUUUGUCUGUCCAAUGCGGAGAAAGGGAUGCUGGGUCUGGUGGUCUUUCUGAGCAUGAUGGUCGGCGCGUUCCUCUGGGGCGGUCUGGCUGACAAAACGGGCCGUCGGCGCUGCCUGAUUUUAGCUUUGGGCAUAAACUGCAUCUUUGCCUUCCUGUCAUCGUUUGCUGGCAGCUACGGCUUCUUCCUCUUCUUCAGGCUGCUGUCUGGCAUUGGCAUCGGCGGCACGGUGCCCAUCGUCUACUCGUACUUCUCCGAGUUCCUGCAGAUGGAUAAGAGAGGGGAGCAUCUGUCCUGGCUGUGCAUGUUCUGGAUGUUCGGUGGGAUUUACGCCUCAUUCACCGCCUGGGGAGUCAUCCCGAGAUACGGUUGGGGGUUCAGUAUGGGCACAGAGCUCCAGUUCCACAGCUGGCGGGUCUUCGUCAUCAUUGCAGCUCUUCCGGCCGUCACGUCUCUGGUUGGACUCACCUUCAUGCCGGAGAGUCCCCGCUUCCUGCUGGAGCAUGCCAAACACGACGAGGCGUGGAUGAUCCUGAAGCAGGUUCAUGACACCAACUGGAGAGCCAAAGGGAAACCGGAAAAAGUCUUCACUGUGACUCACAUUAAGGCGCCCAAGAUGGCCGAAGACGAACUCAUUGAGAUCCAGAGCGGCACUGGAACGCCGGUGCAGCGCUGGGCCGUUCGCUCGCUUACACUGUGCAAACUGGUGCUGAGGAACAUGGCGUCCCUGCUGUCUGCAGAGCUGCGGUUUGCCACUCUCUUCAUGGCCACCAUCUGGUUCUGCAUGGCCUUCAGUUAUUACGGCCUGUCUGUGUGGUUCCCCGACAUGAUCAAACACCUGCAGUACGAGGAGUAUGAGACCAAGGUGAAGACGUUCCACAGAGAACGAGUGGUGGACGUCAGAUUCGACUUUCCCUUGAAGAACCAGAUCCACAAAGAGGGAGAAUACAAACGGGACACGUUCAUCGGCAUCGAGAUGAAAUCAGUGAGGUUCGAAGACUCCCUGUUCGAUAACUGCACCUUUGAGGACAUCCGGUCCACGAACACGGUGUUCGAGAACUGCACCAUCCUCUCCACCGUCUUCUACAACACAGACCUGUGGGAGGAGAAGUUCAUCGACUGCCGGAUGGAGAACACCACUUUCGAGCACAACAAACAUGGCUGCCACCUGGAUUCAGUGGAGGAGAACGACGUGUUAAUCUACCUGGUCAGCUUCCUGGGCAGCCUGGCCGUGCUGCCGGGCAACAUCAUCUCUGCGCUGUUCGUGGAGAAGAUCGGCCGGGUCAAGAUCAUAGGUGGCUCCAUGCUCAUUUCUGCCGGAUGCUCCUUCUUCCUGUUCCUGAGCUUCAGCCAAUCAGCAAUCAUCGCCUUGCAGUGCAUGUUCUGCGCCGUCAGCGCCGCUGCGUGGAACGGGAUCGAGGUGGUGACCGUGGAGCUCUACCCGACUUCGAAAAGGGCGACGGCGUUCGGCGUGCUGAACGCGCUCUGUAAGCUGGCCGCCAUCCUCGGCAGCUCCAUCUUCGCCAGCUUCGUGGGGAUCACCAAGGCCAUCCCCAUCCUCCUGUCCUUCGCCGCCCUGGUGUGCGGCGGCCUGGUGGCCCUCAAGCUGCCCGACACGAGGCAGAAAAUCCUGCAGUGAUUUCCGCCGCGGCGUCCGGAGGCAGGAGAGGCAAAUCUGCUUCACGUCGGAAGCUGUCGGACUUCAUGUUGCUCUCUGCAGAAGGCGAGAACAGAAACACCUCAGCUGUUCAGGUCCAACACCAAGCGCUCGUUUCUUCAUGUGAACCACAUCCAUCUGUACAGAGUGGAGGAAGGAGGAGUUUUUUGUUUUCAGCUCAGUCCAUCACCAGGCGGUGGAGCUACUGAUGACUGAUCAUGACUCGAUCCAUCCUCUACUUCCUGUCUGUCAGCAGCAGCUCCAUGCAUGAGGAGGAACUUCGCCUUCCAGCAGUUUCACAAACUUCCUGUUUGUAUGAAGGAUGCUUAAGUUUUCAACCCCUGAAGUUCAAAAGCUGCAGUUUCUAAAAUCUAAUUUACUCUAAAAUCUGCCAACAGAGUAACUGUAAAAUACUCCAGAAAUUGCAGAAAUAUUUGAAAUUAAUUUCCAAAAUUUUCUAG